AUGGACGCGAGCGACGCUCUGCCGUCAUGCCUGCCUUCGUCCCUCCCCUCGUCCCUCCCUUCGUCCCUGCCUUCGUCGUGCCUCCCCUCGUUCCUCUCCUCCGCCAUUCACAAGCCCGCCGUCAUCGUCGUCGCGCUCUUCCUCGCGUGCCACGUCAUCUUCUUCCUCGAGUUCCCCGUCUCCUUCCGCCUGCCGCACAUCGCUGUUAUCGAGGAAGCCCAUAACGAAGCAGCCCCGAGCGCGCUAGUUGACGACAGUAGAAGCAGCAGCGGUCCUUCUUUUCGUAGUAGCAGCAGCAGCACUAGUAGUGUUCCUAUCACCGGCGCUACUCCCCGUGGCUCUGGUACUCCUCCGUUUGGAGGUUCAUCUCACGGCGACGUUCCCGUUAUAAGCCUCCUCGGCAUUUCCGAUUCAUGCCUCCGCCUCUUUCGCGAAAGGGCCGACAACAGCUUUCCUGAUUUCGGUAACAAAACUUUCGCGGACUCAAACGCCACGACGAUAUCUGCUGGUAGCAGCGCGGCAGCAGGUCGGUCACGGUCUUCCGGGGGCGCAAGUGCGGCGGAAUUAGACGCGUGUCGAACACGCCUCCUCGAGGCCUUUCGACAGCUGGCCCUUCGCGCUCAGCAGGCGGAGCAGGUGGCGCAGGGGGCGGGUGGGGAGCAGGGGGAGCAGGGGGGGGCGGAGAAGGGGGAGAUGGGGGAGCAGGGGGGGCAGGCGGAGAAGGGGGAGAAGGAGGAACAGGCGGAGCAGGCGGAGAAGGCGGAGCAGGAGGGGGAGGAGGAGCAGGAGGGGGAGGAGGAUAAGGUGCCACUAACGAAGCUUAAAUCCGAGGCUAACAACACCACCGAACCACCCACGGCGGCUAGUAUUAGCAACAACACCGAGCCACCCACCGAACCAAUCAAGAACAGCACCGAGCCUCUGACCGAGGCUGAGGUGGCAGAGCAGCAGGCAGGUUCGGUGGGGCAGGUGUGUUCGGAGGGUUGGAAACGUGGUGUGCUGGCACGCGCUGCCGGCAGCAGCUACAUCCGAGCGGCUGUAGCGGCAAAUCCAGGGACGAAUCAGAACGUGGGAGCGGCUGUAGCGGUGUGUGUAGAGACGCCUCAAAGCGCCGGAGCGGCUGUAGCGGCGAAUCUGACGGGAAUAGAGGGCAUUGAGGCGGGUAUAGACGAAGUGUGUGGGGGGGUGAAGGAGGUGGAGAGGCGUCUGGUGGGGGGAGGGCAGGCGGACGGCUGUCACGGGGGCGACGGGAGUGUUGCAGACGAUAAGAGUGGUGGGAGUGGUGGGAAUGGCGGAAGUGGCGGGAGUGGCGGGGCGGGUGGGGAUGGUGGGAGUGGCGGGAGCCAAGAGAACUGCAAGCAGUGGCCUGAAAGCUGCUGGCCGGUUCCCGGGGUGCCUCUUUCCCUCUCACACGUAC
This is a messenger RNA of Closterium sp. NIES-65, 1417 nucleotides long. The record is from the annotation of a GenBank genome assembly. Lineage: Eukaryota; Viridiplantae; Streptophyta; Zygnematophyceae; Desmidiales; Closteriaceae.